AUGACGGCGCGAUUGCGGGCGAAUUGGUUCGAGACGGCGGAGGACGUGCGAGGGAUGGGGCCGGAGGACGCGCGCGCGGCGGGAAUGCCGGCGAGGCUGUACGCGAGCGUGCGGGCGACGCUGGACGAGGACGAAGAAGACGACGUAGAGGCGAGAAAUGGGGAAACGAAGCGCGAGGAGAGCGAAAGUGGGUGGAUCGGGGGGGCGCUGCCGGGCGCGGGAACGCGCGCGCCGACGGUGACGCGAGAGGGAGGGACGGCGCUCGCCGACGUGCGCGUGACGCAACGGCGACGAUUGAAACCGUUUUCUCUGCGCGGCGAAGAGGUGAGCGCGGAGUUGGAGGAAGAGUUGAAUACGCUGGUGAGAGAUUUGACGUCGAGACGCGUCGGUGGUGGGCGCGCGCCCGUGCGAGAGCGCACGGCGAUGAAUCACGUCGCCGUGGCGAAGCAAUUCAUGGGAUGGUUGUGCCGAGAGUCAGAGCACGCGAGCGAGUUUGCGACUCUGAGCGUCGAUGGACGCGUGGUGUUGCGUCCGGGCGUGUCGUUGCGCGACGCGUUUCCGAAGCGCGAAUCCGUAGGCGCGAAGUACGCGAUAGAAUACGUUCAGUGGCUCAGCGACGAGCGUCGCAUCAAAUCGACGACGGAGGAUUUUCAGCUGCGAAGUCUCGUCGCCUUGGCGAAGUGGGUGCACGCGUUCGUCGAAGACGACGGUAUAGCGCCGCCGUGCGUGCAAGAGCUCGUUCGAGUGCAGCGAUCGGCGCGCGAUCGCGCGAAAAACGCCCCACACGCCGCGGACGACGACCGAAAAUGGCUCGAAUGGGAUCAGUACUUGGCGCUCGUCGAGCAUCUCAAACUCGAGUGCGCGCCGCUGGAUUGCAACGGCAAAGAGCGCUCUGAGCGCGAAAUCGCGAUGAGCGUGCAGCGCUAUUUAUUGUUCGCCAUCUUGGCGUGCAUUCCCGAUCGCCAGCGAACGUUGCGCGAGCUGCAGUUGAACAAGACGCUCUUUCGCGACGCCUCCACCGGCGCGUGGAUGGUGCGUCACGGCAGCGACGAUUACAAAACGGGCGGCGCCUACGGCGAGCGACCCGCGCUCGUGAUCGAUUCUCGCGUCUAUCCAGCGCUCGAGAGUUGGCUCUCCACCCACCGAGCCGCGUUAUCGCCGUCCCACGACUUUGUUUUCACCCGCCCCAACGGCACGCCCUGGACGGUGAGCGAAUUGUCGCGAACGUUUUCCCGCGCCGCCCUUCGCGUCACCGGCCAAAAGACCAAUCCCCACUUGAUUCGCGACAUGAUCGUCACCCACGUCCGCUCUCGCGGCAUCGCCAGCGACGCCGAGCUCGAGGCCUUGGCUCGUUUCAUGGGUCACUCCAGCGCCAUGCAAAAGUCCACCUACGACCGCCGCACGACGCAAGAAAAAGUCAACCCGGCGUUGUCGUUGAUGGCCAACGUCAACGCCGCCGCGCCGCCGUCGCGACCGGCGUCCGCGCCGUCCUAG
Molecule: messenger RNA, 1494 nt
Organism: Ostreococcus lucimarinus CCE9901
Lineage: Eukaryota; Viridiplantae; Chlorophyta; Mamiellophyceae; Mamiellales; Bathycoccaceae
Exons: 1
Coding region: 1-1494 (497 amino acids)
Biological process (GO): DNA recombination; DNA integration
Molecular function (GO): DNA binding
Source: RefSeq, a predicted model, not a curated record